Molecule: messenger RNA, 777 nt
Organism: Symbiodinium sp. CCMP2592
Lineage: Eukaryota; Dinophyceae; Suessiales; Symbiodiniaceae
Source: the annotation of a GenBank genome assembly
AUGCCGUCAAUACGCCUUCUCAGCCUUGUGCAACACAGCCUUCAGCCAGGAGAAAAGCUUAAGUGGAUACCGUGGCAGCUUCGCCUUAGCUCCAAACAAUACUCCGAAAUUAUGGAGGCCAAGUCAUCUAAGCCUAUGAGGACGGAGGCCCAGCUGCUCGCCUCAGCCAUAUAUGACGACACACCUGAGAUGGCCGUCUCCCAUCUCCGCCUCUCCGUGUCCUGGCUACAGCGCAUCCAAACAGUGUUCAGGAACGCUUGGGCACUGUGUGGGGCAGCCCACCUCAACAACCUCAAAGCCUUCGACAAGCGAGUCGAACACUUAGCCUUGCCAGACCGAGCCGACUCCUCCCUCAAGGGACCAACAACGCAGGAGCUCUUAGCAGCUGAUCGCAAGAUUUGGAACACCAUUUCUAGCCUUGCUGCCUCUGGCUGGAGCCUCGACGAAGCCUUGUAUGAGGUCACUAGCAUUCGGAGUGACCUCGCCAACCUGCUUCAGCCAAGACCGCGGCCGCCGCCGACACCGCCGGGUCCUAACCGCCGUCCCAAUGGUGGCAAGGGCAAGGGCCGCGGCAAAGGCCUUCAGAAGCCAGAUAGCCCAUCCAAAUCUGACUCAUGGCCCUCUAACUGGGUGUUGAAGGCCAAGGGCAAAGUCCUCUGUAAGCGUUACCAGAGAAAUCUGUGCGCCUUGCCCAAUUGCAAAUUCGCCCACCUCUGCGCGGUCCGGGGAUGCGGCAAGGAGCACUGUGCCGUCGACCACGACAAGAAGCCGUCGUGA